CAGUCACGGUGCACGCUCACCAACUUGUACUAGCUACGCAUACCGACAUUAUUAGAAACUCGUGAAUCACAAGGUAGUUCACGCUACAAUCUCGUUGAACCCUCGCUGUUCCACCCAGCUUCAUAUAAAUCAUCAUUCAGCCAUGGACGUGGUCAAGGCAGUGGAAACAUACAUCACGAAGUUGGUAUCUACGCCCUCUGCAAUGAAAGUUCUACUGCUCGACACACACACGACACCCAUUGUUUCACUCGCGUCUACCCAAUCUACCCUACUUUCACAUCAGGUUUACCUGACCGAUCGUAUCGACAAUGGGAAACGGGACCGGAUGUCGCACAUGAAAUGUGUCUGUUUUCUGCAGCCAAGUGAAGACAGUCUUGAUGCCCUUUCCGCCGAGUUAAGGGAACCAAAAUACGGGGAAUACUAUCUGUAUUUCAGUAACAUACUGAGCAAACCUGCCAUUGAACGUUUGGCUGAUAUUGAUGAAUUUGAAGUCGUCAGGGAGGUGCAGGAAUAUUUUGCUGACUACGCACCCCUGUUGCCCUGCCUGUUUUCUCUCAAUCAUACACCGACGGCGGAGAAACCCCUGUAUGGCUCCUCGCCAAAUGUGUGGGACUCCCUUGCGCUUGAGCGCACUGUUCAGGGUAUUAUGGCUGUCCUUCUCAGCUUAAAGAAGAAACCCGUGAUUCGGUACGAGAAAAUAAGCGGGAUGGCCCAAAAACUGGCGAGCGAAGUGCAGCAUCGUAUCCAAGCGGAAGCGACGCUGUUCGAUUUUCGCUUGACGCAAGUAGCUCCACUGUUGCUGAUUCUUGACCGGCGAAACGACCCCGUCACUCCUCUGCUAUCACAGUGGACCUAUCAAGCCAUGGUGCACGAGUUGCUGGGCAUUCAUAAUGGUCGCGUAAAUCUUAGCAUGGUCCCUGGUAUCCGUCCAGAGCUUUCUGAAAUAACCUUGACAACGAUUACCGACCCUUUCUUUCAAGCACAUUAUCUUGCGACGUUCGGUGACCUUGGCACUUCCCUGAAAAAUUAUGUCCAAUCAUAUCAGUCGCGUUCCCUCGCCCAAUCACCUUCAUCCAUUAACUCAAUAUUUGACAUGAAGCGCUUUGUGGAAGAAUAUCCGGAAUUUCGGAAGCUGGGUGGGAAUGUUAGCAAACACGUCGCUUUAGUAGGCGAGCUUAGCAGGUUGGUUGAUCGUGACAGGUUACUUGAUGUAGGAGAGGUAGAGCAAGGGCUGGCCACGAGCUCCGGUUCAGACUUUAAGAACGUACAGGCUGUGGUCAACAACCCAGUCGUGCCAGCUUGGAACAAGUUGCGGGUCGUCAUUCUCUACGCACUGCGUUAUCAAAAGACACAGACGAGCAAUAUUGCCGCCCUAAUUAAUUUGCUACUAUCCAAUGGCGUGUCUCGUGAAGAGGCUCGGCUAGUUUACGUUUUUUUGAACGUCGCCGGAUCAGAUCAGCGACAGGAUGAUCUAUUCUCCACCGAGUCUCUAUUAGCCAAGGGCAGAUCCGCUUUGAAAGGACUCAAGGGAGUCGAGAAUGUGUAUACUCAACACACGCCACAUCUUUCUCAAACUCUAGAAAAUCUCUUCAGGGGCCGAUUGAAGGAUACUGCGCACCCUUUCUUGGACGGGACUGGUACUAACAUGGGAUUGCAGCGGCCUCAAGAUAUCAUCAUUUUCAUGAUCGGUGGAACUACAUAUGAGGAAGCAAGGACAGUCGCACUCCUGAACCAAGAAGCAGGUAAUUCUCUGACAGGGACAAGAAUUCUACUUGGCGGCACUUGUGUGCACAACUCGUCCAGUUACGUUGAGAUGAUUCGCACCGCCGCAGAGAAAUUUCCCGUGUCAGUUUACGAGCCACCUCCAGAAUCCGCAAUCACUGCUCCAUCUUUGAACCUCAAUCUUGGCGGUGUCAAUGUCAGUCUUGGAGGUCCAACUGGAACGGGUGUGUAUAGAACAAGCUCUGACCAUGUCGGCGUUCAAGCCGAGGGUAUCAAGGAUGGUGUGCGCAAUUUUAUCGGACGGAUGAAGCAAGGUGUAGAUAAAAUCGGAUUGCAGUAAACUGUACAUCAUACUAUAAGCGCUCUCUAGAUCUGGUUUACCUUACUAGUCGAAUUCGUUUCUUCAAGUUCCAAAUAAAGCACUAGCUCGGAUA
Suillus plorans is the source of this 2156-nucleotide messenger RNA. Its product is annotated as Sec1-like protein. The transcript has 11 exons. Lineage: Eukaryota; Fungi; Basidiomycota; Agaricomycetes; Boletales; Suillaceae. Bases 143 to 2062 code for a protein of 639 amino acids. Gene Ontology annotation, biological process: vesicle-mediated transport; intracellular protein transport. Gene Ontology annotation, cellular component: Golgi membrane. The record is from RefSeq and is a predicted model, not a curated record.